AUGUUGGCCAUCAGCCAAUGGGGCGGUUGCAUUAUGGGUUAUGCAGAUGUGGUUUCGCCAUGUGCUCGUUGUUUGAGUACGUGCGGCGGGGCGUGGCCAGGCCGCAGUUUAUGUUUUCGAACGCUGGGAAUCGGAAUCAGAAAGUUGACAGAACGUUGGGAUAACAGGAUGCUGUUACAGUGGAACUCUGAGGUGAGACUGCUUCGAAUUGGAUCCCCUUUAACUGUCUGCUGGGAAAAAUAGUGUUCAUGUCCAAGUCUUCUCUGAAGACAUUUAUUUUACUUCAUGUCUUAUUGCUUUCCUUAAUGUAUAAAAUAUGAAUGGAGAAAAGGAAACCUUUAAACAUGCAGAACACGCAUACAAUAUUUAUAGUCAAGUUUUAUUAUUGUAGCAAUACACUGUGCCAUUUUACUGUAAAUAUUUCAUGGUUAUUGCAUUUUCCUAUUCCUUUAAAUAUAGCAGAUUUAGUCAUUUCAUUUCUCAUUUAAACGUUUUAGUUGCUGUUUUGUAGUGCUUGUGGUAAACAAAGGAAAAUCAUUUUGCCAAUGUUCUUUAAUUGUGUAUUGUAAUUCGCAUUUUAAUUAAGUGCAAAGUUAAAUCAAAUAAUUUAAAGGCAAAACUAUCCCAAUCUUACUGAAUAUAUAUUAUACAGUACAUUCUAUUCAUAAACAUUGCAUUUUAUAAAACUGUUGGAUGUGUUCUAUUUUCAGUGUGACGGUCUGAGCCAACUAAUGGAAUCCGGCUCUGAAGUGAAUCUUCCUGCUGACACUGUAGGACAGUCUCCUGUGCAUCUCGCUGCUGGUGGAGGAGAAGCCUUUUUCCUGCUUUGGCAACUACAGACUGGGGUUGACAUCAAUCAGCAGGUAUAAUGCAAAACGUUACAUUAACUAUUUACAUUAAUACGUUCUUUUCUGUGUAAAGUAUUAUCCAACAGAAUAUCUGUACAGACAGGUAAUGCUUAAUGUUAUUCUUGAUUUAGCAUAAAUAUUCUACCUCUGGGUCCAGUCCUACAUUACAAUUUUACAAAUAAUUGUUUUAAACUAUUUUCUAAUAUCCAAUUUGUCAUAUUAUAUAUGAAAUUUUGUCUCACAUUUUACAAACUAUUUUGUACUUUUACAGGAUUGUUUUGGUGAAGCACCAAUCCAUAAAGCAGCCCGAUCAGGAAGCUUGGAAUGUCUAAGUCUUCUGGUAGCCCAUUUCGCCAGAAUAGAGUAAGUGUUUAUUUAAUUACAUUAGAGUAACAUGCAGUGCUUGUUUAUGAAAUUCUGAGGGGAGAAGUAAGACUUUCAUUAAACUUCUGCAUUUUCGUUUGUUUUCUAGCAUAAGCAAUAAAGAGGGAUAUACCCCUGAAGACCUUGCUAUUUCUGCAGGAUUUUUGGAAUGCGCAAAAUAUCUUGCAACAGUUAGACAUACCCAAAAUACAUCUUCACAAGCGCAAUCCUCACUACAGGAAAUGAAGAACCCAACUGCUGUAAUGAAGCGAGGCCAACAAUGCCUUUCAGUAGCUUACGGGAAGAGAAGGAGAUCUGAUGGUGAGUUAGGAGUGUAAUCUAUUUUUAUGUUAAUUCUGCAAGGUGUUUAUUUUUAUUUAUAAAAUCAGCUUUACUAGUUGGAUUACCUUAGCUUAUAUCUGAUGUAUUUGGAUAUCCUUUUCUCUUUAAUAUUUACUGUUUUAUAUUUAAAUGUUAGUUUGUAUGUACAUUUUGUUUACUCGGUAUGCUGCACUGCAUAAUCUGUUCAGCGUCUUAAAAAUACACUCCACUGCAUCCCCUCCCCCAAUAUGAGAGUCACUGUUCGGUAUAAACCCCCAAUGAAAACAUGCAUGCAUGCAUUUAAUCAUCCAUUUUUUCACUGGGGAAAGCUGUACAUCUCUGGUCUGCAACCUUGUUAGCCAUCUCCUUCCUCAGCCAAGACCAAUCACAGACUUUCCAAUGCAGCUCAGUAAACAUUCUCUGGGUAAUUGCUGGUUUCUUAAGUAUAGCUCCACUGCACUAAACAAACAAGGAAGUAACGGACAGCUGGGGGUUGUACCAAGGUAAAAGUGUUACUCCAAGCAAGACCACUUAUGCUAUUUGGAGUAGUCCUGGUGCCUGGAGUCUGUAUGUGCAGUGUUUUGCUAUAAAACAAUGAAUAUACAGUGGUUAAUCACUUAGCCAUGUAACUUCACCUCUGGUAGUGUUAUUAGACAGCCCAGAACUAACUCAGAUUUGUGUAAAUUUGGCAUUGACGCCACUGCUCACAGCACGUUGGCACAAUACAGCCAAUGGCAGCACAGUCCCUCAGUUCAUCCUCCCUCCAGUCGGUUUCUUAUAUACUGGUAUAUUUCAAUACUACUUUAAGAAACAAACACUCAAUUGCUAAAUUCCCUCCUAAAAGUUUAACCACACACUUUGAUGUUAAUAGUCUUCCUCUGUUAAGAAUCAGUUUGUAUGCUGUAAAUGCUUCACACUAAUCUCAGCUAUCAAAUACCUGUAUGCUCGCAAACCUUUUUAGAACAUAUUCUUAAUUCCUUUUUUUUUUUUGACAGGCUUCAUGUAACCAGAGCAGCAGUAUGUGAUGACCCAUUUCUGCUUGGUCGUAAUAAGCUUCAACAAGGAGUUACCUCAUUUAUGUGCUUAUGUUAAGCUGAUCUAUGUCCUUUCUCAUAGGAAGAACUGUAUUUAAGAAGACAAUUUUUGUCUGGAUUAUUUUUUUGUAACUGUGCAUUUUAUACAAUUUUUGUAAAAUAAAAUUAUUUAUUUUUCCAAGCACUCUGUAUUCUUAAAAGUAAAACUCAAUGUGUGACAGGACCUGUCACUUCUAAGACGUCUGACAAUGCAAAUUCUGUAUUUGUCAAUAUAAUAUACCAAUAUAUUUUGAAAUUGAAAAAACAAUAUUGCUGGAAGUAUGCAUACAGCCAUCUUAACAGAAAUUAAGUGUUUCAAUUACCACCUGGUUUGUGUUUUAAAUCCAAUAUAUGUAAUUUGAGAAACUAAAUCGUCCCUAAAUUUUAGGCACAGGUUUUCAAGUUCUCUAUCCUGAUAGGGUACCUCCAGAACCUCCUGUUUCAGAGAUGUAAAACAGAUAAUUUUUCUGUUAGAGGCUGGCUAAGAGUGACUGGCAACACUCAAAAUUGACACCCCAAUUCCGAAUGGGAGAGAGUUUGAUUACACUGCUUUUUAAAUCCUCUGCAGGCUAAUUAUGCCUGUCCUUUGGCAAAAAUCUUGCUGUGCCUUAUAGAACGGAAGGGGUUAGAGCAAUGAAUUAAGCAAUCACAAAUGCUGCAAAACCCACCAAGAUGUGUUUUAACCCUAAACACAGAAUUACAUAUUGCUUGGGUAUUUUAAUAAGCAACUGUGAAAGUGUCCAGACCACUUGAAUACAGAUUAAAUAACUUUCUGCGAUGACAGAGUAAACGGAACACGUAAAAAGCUGUAUAAAGCAAACAUUGUUGAUAGAAGUACACAAAGUUUAGAUCAUUGUUGGUCGCUGAGGUAAGCAUAAAUUAUAAUACGCAUCUGGGCUCCAGAAAUCUACUCCUUUCCAACCACACCAUCCCUGAAAAAUGAAAGUAGAGUACAUUCUGGUUAGAAGGCUAGAAUAUUUUUUUUCCAGUAAAUAAAACUUAAAACUGAUUUCUAUACUGAUAAUUGCAAG
Pelobates cultripes (western spadefoot toad) is the source of this 3636-nucleotide messenger RNA. The record is from the annotation of a GenBank genome assembly. NCBI's taxonomy places the organism in Eukaryota, Metazoa, Chordata, Amphibia, Anura, Pelobatidae.